Messenger RNA from Durusdinium trenchii, 1989 nucleotides. The record is from the annotation of a GenBank genome assembly. NCBI's taxonomy places the organism in Eukaryota, Dinophyceae, Suessiales, Symbiodiniaceae.
UGCACUGAACAAUUGCUAAACUGAUAGCUCCAUCAAUGCCUUGGCCGGCCUGGCCCGGAUCCUUCGCUUGGCUCUUGCUCGUUUUUGCCUUUGACGAUGCGGAAGCUUCGACAAGCUGCCUCGACUUGCGAAGAGACUACAGGGACAAUGGCUUCACCGUGGCCAGAGGACCUCAGAAGGACUAGCUCGCCAUGCUUUGACAGCUGCCUGGGGUCCUGAGGGCGUCAUGGCAGCCCUGCAAGUAGGGCGCUAUGGAUUGAACGAAGGUGACGUGGAGCCACACGUGGAUCGAUUGGAGUCAGUGCCUGAAGGAGUGCAUGAGAUGCACCGCUUUGAUUUGGUGCACAACGGCCACGUGCUCCACGCCAUCCGCGGUCUGUGGCCGACGAUCAUGUCCGCCUCGGUGGCGGCCGCGUGCGUCUUGGGCCUGCUAGAGGAGACCAGCGUGCUCUCCAAGGUGAAGUUGCCGUUCUCCUCAGCAUCUGGCCUACGUCUCAAUGCUCAUCUUAAGCUGGCACCAAAAGUUCCGGGUGCCUCGCAACAGCAGGUCUCCUUCCACCGGGACUGGCACUUUUGGAAGACCCGCUUCCACGACCGGCCGAAGGACCGAGCGCGCUUCAUGGAUGCGUCGGUGACCACCUGGAUCCCCUUGGUGGAUGUGGAUCGGGUCACCGGAGCGAUGGCCUAUCUGCCUCAAAAGCUGCCACACGUGGUGAUGAAGGCGCAGGCGGGCGAUGUGAUGCUGCACAACAUGUCCGCGGUGCAUUUCACCGUUCCCAUGGACAACGCCUCGGAGCACGUCCGUUGGCACGUGGAGCUGCGCUUUCACCACGCGCGCAUCGCCGAUGAGAUACACAUCGACGAUCCGCUGCACGAGGUCAUGAUGGGUCCGAAGAUCGAUGGCAUCGACGUGGCCGGGGCCUAUGCCUUGGCGCUGGAGCGGCAGCUGAAAGCCGCCAAGACGAUACGUCAGAGAUUCAACAGCGACACCGUGAGAAGUAGUUUGCUGGGAAGCAAAUGGACCGCGCCCUUUCCCUUGCCACGGGUCGGCUUGGGCACUGGUCGCAUUUGGCCUCAUGAGGCCAUUGCCCCAGCCUUGGUCUCCUUUGGUCUGCUGGGUGGCCGGCAUUUCGAUGCUGCAGAUAGCUAUACCAGCCAGCAGCUCAUGGCCUUGGCUCUCCGAAACACAGGUAUUCCACCCAAAGAUUUGGUGGUGACGACGAAGAUCAAACCCAUGGGUUUCCAAGCAUCCUUGGAGGCUGCACGCAAAGCACUGCUAGAAUUGGAUGGAGUGGCACAAGUGGUCAUUCUGCUGCAUCUGCCGGGCUCCACGCCUGAAGGGAAACCCUUCGCCAAGACAGUGCCGGAGAGCUGUCAGAUCCCGGGGCAAAUCCAUAGCUGGAGGAAGUGCCGACUGGACUCCUACUUGGCCUUAGCUCUUUUGAGAGCCUCAGGUGUUGUGAGUGGGAUUGGUGUGUCCAAUUUCCUGAAGCGCCACCUAGAGGAGUUACGUUUGGACUUGAAGGAGGUUUCUUUGCCCUACAAGAAGUGGCCACCGGACGUGCUGCAACACGAGGUCCAUCCCUUGCAGCGGGAAGAGCAGCUGCGAAGAUACUGUCGCCUGUGGAACAUCAGCCUGGUGGCUUUUGGAUCUUUGGGCAGCCCAGAGGCUAAAGAGCAGCUGCUGCACCUUCCGCUGGUCCAAGCGCUGGCGGAACGCGAGGGCAUCUCAAAGGCUCAGGUGCUCUUGAAGUGGGCGCUGCAGAAGGGCUUGCACGUGAUCCCAACCACUGCCAAGGUUCAUCACAUGCAAGAGCUCUUGGAGAUGGAAGAGUCCAGGCCACUGAGCAAGGAGUCGCUCGAGGCACUGGAUGCGCUUCCGGAAUGGCCAGGUGGCAUUUACCAUCCCUACUUGGACCGCAUUCAGUGAGCUCGCUGCGGCUGGGAAAGGCUGAGCUCGCUGCGCCCGUUCACUCGUGCAGUUGGGGG